AUGUGCACCAACCAGACAACCCCCCAAACCUACAAGCCGAAACCAAUCGACAUCUACCUAACCGAUCCUCUCCAAGCCCGUUCCAACGACCAAGACCAAGACCAAGCCAACGCCGACACCAAAAAAUGGGCCAACUUCUUCCAUGCACUCACCACCGACGAACGUUGGAGCGCAGCAACAGGCUACCAGUACUCUACCAACAUCCUGGAGCUACGCCCCGACCUCUCGCUAGUCCCCACCUCCAACAACAACAACAACAACCAAUACUACACCACCUGGCCCGAAGCGCGCGAGAAAACCAAACUCGCUCGCGAGAUUCUUUUGUCGUUGAAUUUUGUCGAAAUCCCGAGCGUCUGGAGCCCGAGGGUGCAAAUGAAGUGGGUUGGGUUUCCGGAUAGGGAGUUCGUGAAGAAGCAGAUGGGGAUGCGGGGGCUGGAGAGGUUUGAGAAGAGGUAUGGUGGAAAUCAUGGAAUGGGAAAUGGGAACCGGGGAACCGGUGGUGUACCGGAUAAGGAGUGGAUUGAGUUUGUUAAGGCUUAUGGACCCGGUUGGGGUGAGGAGGAGAGGGGAGAGGGGUGGGUUGCUUCUGUGCUUUAA
This is a messenger RNA of Sordaria macrospora k-hell, 597 nucleotides long. RefSeq lists its product as uncharacterized. The record is from RefSeq and is a predicted model, not a curated record. NCBI's taxonomy places the organism in Eukaryota, Fungi, Ascomycota, Sordariomycetes, Sordariales, Sordariaceae.